Molecule: messenger RNA, 851 nt
Organism: Nelumbo nucifera (sacred lotus)
Lineage: Eukaryota; Viridiplantae; Streptophyta; Magnoliopsida; Proteales; Nelumbonaceae
Source: RefSeq, a predicted model, not a curated record
AUGAAAGCCGUGGUGACAGAGAUACGACAGUCGAGAAGUGGGGUGAUUGUAAAGACGGAGGAUGGUUCAAUCUACAGAGCUGCAUACGUAAUGGUCUCAGUCAGCAUCGGUGUGUUGCAGACCAAUCUCAUCAACUUUCACCCUGAUUUGCCGCAAUGGAAGAUCCUGGCCAUAUACCAAUUUGAUAUGGCAGUUUAUACCAAAAUAUUCAUCAAAUUCCCUUACAAAUUCUGGCCCACCGGAAAUGGCACCGAGUUCUUCUUGUAUGCUCAUGAAAAGCGCGGUUACUACACGGUUUGGCAGCAAUUGGAGAGGACGUACCCAGGAUCUAAUGCUCUUCUGGUAACUGUUACCGACGAUGAAUCCAGGAGGAUAGAACAGCAACCGGAUUCUGAUACUAAGAAGGAGAUCGUGGAGGUGUUGAGAAACAUGUUCGGAAAGAACAUACCAGAGCCUACACACAUAUUGGUUCCAAGGUGGUGGUCCAACAGAUUCUACAAGGGAGCAUUCUCAAAUUGGCCAAUUGGGGUUAGCCGCUUCGAGUACGAUCAGAUGAGGGCACCCGUCGGAAGAGUCUACUUCACCGGAGAGCACACCAGCCAACAAUACAAUGGUUACGUGCAUGGAGCCUACCUUGCAGGUAUUGAUUCUGCAAAGAUAAUGAUCCGAUGCAUCAAGAACAAAGAUUGCAAGUACCAUGCCAUGCCCAAAGGCACUUGAAGCUUGGCUUCAAGGUGUUCCAUCCCUGUUCCCCCAUGGAUGAGUGAAUAUGGUGGCAGGAGCAGAUCAGGAUUCAGGAGAGAAUUAUUUUGCACUAGUAUGCUUUUUUUACUUGCCUAGAGUUUUUCUUU